Molecule: messenger RNA, 1221 nt
Organism: Fraxinus pennsylvanica
Lineage: Eukaryota; Viridiplantae; Streptophyta; Magnoliopsida; Lamiales; Oleaceae
Source: the annotation of a GenBank genome assembly
AUGCAAAAAUACUUUUGGCUGAUUACGACAUUUGCGUAUGUGUGCAAUUUAACAGUAAACCUUUGGCUCAUUAUUCAGAUGAGUUUAACAGCGGAUUCUCCAGUACAUUCGUCAAGCAGUGAUGACUUUGCAGCGAUUUUAGAUGCAGAAUUGGAUUCUGCUUCUGAUGCAUCACCUGAUCCUGAAGAGGUAGAAGAGAAAGAAGAGGAGAUUGUUGGUGACAACGACGAUGACAACAAUUCAGAUCAUCAGAGAAUUAAGAGGCGCAAGGUGGAGGUAUACGAAGAAAUGGUAGAUUCGCAGAGUCCCAAAUGUCAAGGAGAGGCACCGCAAACUUUAGGAUCAUCUCCAAAAAAGGAUGUGUGUACACAUCCUGGUAUCAUUGGAGGGAUGUGCAUACGUUGUGGACAGAUAAUUGAUGAUGAGUCUGGUGUGAGCCGUGUGGCAUUUGGGUACAUACACAAGAAUUUGAGGCUUGCUAAUGAUGAGAUUGCUAGAUUACGUGACAAAGACUUCAAGAACUUUCUACGCCAUAGGAAGCUAUACUUGGUUCUUGAUCUAGAUCAUACUCUGCUUAAUUCCACCCGGCUUGCAGAUAUAACUAUUGAAGAAAGAUACUUAGAGGACCAAAGAGACACACUGCCCGAUACACUAAAGAGCAGCCUGUUUAGACUGGAAUCGAUUCACAUGAUGACAAAAUUGAGGCCUUUUGUAAACACCUUUCUGAAGGAAGCUAGUAAUUUGUUUGAGAUGUACAUAUACACAAUGGGAGAACGUGCCUAUGCAUUGGAAAUGGCAAAGCUGCUGGACCCUGGGGGCGUUUACUUCCAUUCCAGAGUUAUAGCGCAAGGGGAUUGUACGCAGAAAUAUCAAAAGGGCCUAGAUGUUGUUUUGGGACAAGAAAGUGCUGUCUUGAUCCUUGACGAUACAGAAGCGGUAUGGGGAAAGCAUAAGGAGAAUCUAAUAUUAAUGGAAAGAUACCAUUUCUUUGCUUCAAGUUGUCGACAAUUUGGCUUCAAUUGCACAUCGCUUUCCGAACUAAGAAGUGAUGAAAGUGAGACAGAGGGAGCACUUGCUACCGUUCUUAAAAUUCUGCAGCAGAUCCACAGUUUGUUCUUUGACCCGGAACACGUGGACGAUCUAGAGCACCAAGAUGUGAGGCAGGUGCUAAAAUCUGUUCGCAAAGAAAUUUUAAAGGGUUGCAAGAUACGGGUCGAGUAG